Oldenlandia corymbosa var. corymbosa is the source of this 573-nucleotide messenger RNA. NCBI's taxonomy places the organism in Eukaryota, Viridiplantae, Streptophyta, Magnoliopsida, Gentianales, Rubiaceae. The record is from the annotation of a GenBank genome assembly.
AUGAGCUUUCGGGAUAUGCUUAACCAGAACCGUCCUCAUUUGGAGAUAUCAUCUGAUGAUGAGGACGGGGGAGAUUUGAAUGAUGAUGUUACCAUUGACUUUGGCAGCGUUGAGCCUGAUGUCGAAAUCAAAGACAAAUUUUAUAAAUCGUUGAUAAAGUCGUGGCAGAAUGCUUGCCCGGAUCGUCCAAGAGAUGAUGGUAUGUCACAGGUGAAUCAUAAUGCUGGUCUCGUGGUGAAUGAAAGUGAAAAAAGGAAUCAGGAUGGGGAUAAUGUUGUUACUGGAGUCCAUAACAAUGUUGUGGCUCAGGACCAGGGGGAGGAACGUGUUUUUGGUAUAUGGUUGGUGGCCAAAACCCCAGCGCAUAACAAGCAGGCUCGUAAUGAAGAAGAAAAUAUGAGUCAGCAUAAUUGUGCUUCUGCAAAGAAUGGAGAGCCAGUUCGGUUCCAUGUGGGGAAGGAGAAGAAAGGGAAUAACAUGGGGCAAAUGAGGGAGAAUCAGAGGAGUGGAAGAAAGGGUAAAACUGAUGAAUGGAACAUUGUUACGGACUCCAAAUGGAUGCAUUUCCUUUAA